GUCCGAGAGAAAUACGUCGAGAGAUACGCCGGUGAACAAUUUAUUUCAAUUAUCAUGAGUAAGCUUGCUAGACUCACUGCGUUCUAUUGCUCUAUAUAAAGAAAUCUUUGAACUUUAUUUGUUUAAUAAUUUAUAUCUUUAUUUUGUGCUGUGUAAUGAAUAAUGGUUUGGGAUGAAACGUUAGUGACAUAUUACAGUCUUGCAACCUUGGUUAUGGUUACAAGAAAAAGUGUUUUCUGAAAAUAUUUCCUAGUGUUUUCUUCGGGAAAACAUCUGUGAAAUAUCAGUUGACUGUGCGGUGUUGCGUUGUUGCUGUGGUGUUUAAAAAUCGGUGUUAUGUCGGGAGGUAGGAGCAUCGACAAAGAGCGCAAGUCGCCCAGGGAAAGCGGUGAGGACUCUGAGGAUGAAAGCGAAAUCCUAGAAGAAAGUCCCUGCGGCCGUUGGUUGAAACGUCGUGAAGAGGUGGAACAGCGCGAUGUCCCCGGGAUCGACUGCGCUCACCUCGCGAUGGACACCGAGGAGGGGGUGGAGGUUGUCUGGAACGAGGUGCAGUUCUCCGAACGGAAGAACUUCAAGGCACAGGAGGACAAAAUACAGAUGGUGUUCGACAACCUCACCAGGCUGGAGCAUCCCAAUAUAGUCAAGUUUCACCGGUACUGGACAGACACUCACAACGACAAACCGAGGGUUAUAUUCAUAACGGAGUACAUGUCCUGCGGCUCGCUGAAGCAGUUCCUCAAACGGACCAAACGAAACGUUAAACGUCUACCGCUGCAAGCCUGGAAGAGAUGGUGCACCCAGAUACUCUCCGCGCUCAGUUAUCUCCAUGGCUGCGUUCCUCCGAUAGUACACGGCAAUCUGACGUGCGAUACGAUCUUCAUUCAACACAACGGCCUGGUGAAGAUCGGCUCGGUGGCCCCGGACGCCAUCCACCAUCACGUGAAGACUUGCAGGGAGAACAUGAGGAACAUGCAUCUGAUAGCCCCUGAAUAUGGAUCAUCACAAAUGGUAACCCCGGCUAUGGACAUAUACUCGUUCGGUAUGUGUGCGCUGGAGACGGCCGCCCUGGAGAUACAGGGGAACGGAGAGACGGGCAGCCAUGUGACGGACGAACACGUCAUCAGGACCGUGGAGUCUCUGGAGGAAACACGGCAGAAGGACUUUAUAUACAGAUGCAUCAACAAAGACCCAUCAAAGAGGCCCACCGCGAGGGAGCUCCUCUUCCAUCCUUUACUGUUCGAAGUCCAUUCAUUGAAACUGCUCGCAGCGCACACGCUCGUAAACACCUGUGCGAACAUAUCGGAGACGAUCACGGACGAGAUGAGUUCAGGCGGCGGAGUGGCGGCCUGGAGCAGCCGGGGCGGCGCGCGGAGCGAGCUGGCCGCCCGCGACCUUCCGCACGCGGAGAAGCUGGAGAAGUUCGUGGAGGACGUCAAAUACGGCAUCUAUCCGCUGACAGCGUACGGCUCGUCCGUGCGGUCGUCGUCCCCGUGCGAGCGCGCCCGCGCGGCGUCAGAGAGCGCGCCCGCAUCUCCCGAGCCUCGCGAGGGAUUGGAGACCAGGAGGGUCGUCAACAUGAUGUGCAGCCUCAAGCCCGCGCCAGCCGCCGCGCCCGCCGCGCCCGCACCCGCGCACACGCACGACCUGCUCAUGACGAUCCUGCUCCGUAUGGACGACAAGAUGAACCGCCAGCUGACGUGCGCCGUCACCAGGAGAGACUCCGCCGCCGCCCUCGCCGCAGAGCUGGUCGCCCUGGGGUUCAUACACGAGGCCGACCGCGACAAGAUCUGUCGACUGAUGGAAGACUCCCUGCGAGGCAGCUUCGGCCAGCGAGUGACGCACGUGGCCAGCUAGUAGCAUCCCCCCACCACCGCCCCCGCCGCCGCCAUCACACAACACUAUAUAAGGAGGGCGAGCGAGCCGUCUCCGCCAGUCGGCUGUCAGCGACCGAGGCGCCGAUACACGUGCUGUAUCUAUAUAUGAGGAUUCCGUUUGCUUCAUUUGUAAAGUCGUCUUCGUUGGUGUCUGACCUUCGACAUCAUUGGCCCCUUCGCGGUCUCGUGUCGAAGGGACUGGGAAUUUCGAACAUUUACGUUAGGUCGUUCGCUUUCAAAAAUUAUUAUAUAUGUAUAUAUUAGUAGUUGUAGGUAUUUACGGACGGGGUGGGGUUUAGAAAUUUACAGAUCGCGGUCUGUUGUAGGCGUAUAUCCAAAAUAAGAUUUUGAAGAGCUGGCGCAUGACCUUCGGCAUUUAAAUUUAAGAAGCGCACGGCUUUUAACGAUUAAUAAAAUGAUUAGCCGCCUGGAGACGGGGCGAGGACGGGCCCUAGGGAAAACUCACACCUUAGGGAUCCACGAACGAACAUACAACCCUCAUGUUAAGAUAAAAAAUACAUAUAAUAUAUAGUGUCUUAUGAAAGAGAUUUAAUCGAGAACUUGUAUUUUUGCACGAAUCGAUGGUAGUGUUGAUAUUGUUUCCUGAGUCGUGCCGACGGAGUGUGACCUCUCAGCUGCUCGGACCCAUCGCACACCAGCAGUGACGUCACAGCGCCGAGGAAACCGUUUACUAGUCGAUAUGAAUCUAACUCCGAGGAGACGGUGACGUCACAGAGGCGCGUCCCGCUGGCGAGUGACGUCACCGUCUCCUCAUGUAAAUUGUAUAAAAAGUAUAUGUUCGGAAAGAUCCGUAGCGGUUCGUUUGGACAUCGAGGAUGCUUUAGUGAUGUUAGGGUUUGUAUGAAUGUGUAAAUGAUAUUUAAAAAAUAUUUAAUGAAAUGAUUACAUUAAUUAAUAUAUUUAUAGUGAGGCUUCCUCUUAGAGCUUUAUGGAUAUGGUUAUGUAAGUAUACGGAAAUUUGAAACAUACUCACUAUCGAAGUAAGGUCGAAAUUUGCUCGCGGACAUUAUUUUGUUUAUCUUUUUCGCUUUUCACAAGGUAAGCUGCACGCGUCCGAUACUACCGCAGCCGAGUGUCCGGUCCCGCGUCAUGUCCAGGUAGCGCCGGACGCGAGUCGUGUCGUCCGCGUGUCGUCGCGUCGUGUCGCAACGAUCGUUUUGCAUUUAUAAAGCGAGUGCACCGAGUUCCUAGUUCCGUUGGUGCUCUCAGUUCCUAUUCGUCUCGCGGCGGUGACACGCGUGAGGUGUAUGCGAGGUGUCCGUGUCGCGGCUCGUCAGCCGCGGCCGUCUCGACACUCCAUCUAUUAUUAUUAUUAUUAUUAUUAUUAUUUAGUGUUUAGUUGAAGCUUCGACCUCGAUCCAUAUCUACGACGUUAGAGUGCGAGCGCUUAGUGUAGUGGAAACGAAAGACUGGAUAACAUUACGGGCGGGGAGGGGGAGGAGGGGGACGAGACAGAGCGGGGGAGGGGGGGAGCCGCGCCCUUGUAUAUAGUCGCUUUUAGUCUAAACUACGAUGUAUCGACACCGUACUCGGGUUCCGUCGCGGGCCGCGCGUCUCCGGCGCGACGUAUUGCUUUAAUAUUUAUUGGUUACUUUUUAUAUCAUUGUUUAUCGACGUAUCGGAUGAGGAAAAGUUAAGAUGCUCGUGUCGCGUUCGACCCCCGACACGUCACGACCGGUGGAGCUUAGGUUUAGAUAUAGACGAAUUUUAUCUAUAGAUAGGGCACUAGGCGGACCACCGCGCGACCUAGGGUCUAUGUACUAAGAUUAGGCGUUUAAAUCCACACGGCUUGCGGCGUGCGGAGUCCGUGGAAAGAAAGCGAUAGAUUGAAUUAACAGGUUUUAUACAAAACGACAUUCUAACGACUACACCGGUCGCCGCAGCUCGGAGCACCGACCGGUUCUCGUUCGCCAGCCACAGGCAGCGCCCUCGCUGUGGCGGGAUGACGCAGCCGGCCGAGCCGACGUUUUGCCUGCGUUUGUUAUAUUAAACGCAGUAUUAAGAGGCCGCUCGGGUCGCCGCGUGUGUCCGGGAGCUGUGCGCCGUACACAGCUGUGCGGCGGUCGACGCCGAGUCCACGUCGUAUUCCAGAUGUAUUUUUUUAAGUUAUUUUUACCGAUGUUUUUGCACUCUUCGUGUCAUUCUUGUAGCUCGUCUCUCAGCUGCCUCUGUUGCUAUGUAUUUAUUUGUAUCGCCCGGCCCCGGCCAGCGGCGCUCCGUCGUUGUAUAUAAAUCACUAUUUUUUAUCCAAAGAGCAAUGUGUUCAUUUAUGGAGUCGUCUUGUUUUAUUUGAGUUUUUCUUCGUCGUGUAUCGCGCGUCGUGUAUUGCUUCGUCCCGGGCCGUGUUUCCUCCGCGGUGUCAUUCUUCCGAACCGUUUAUCUGAUAUUUGAUGCUCAAAUGACAACUGGUAACGAUCUACCGACCGAGUGAUGUUUGCCUACUACAUACUAUAAAAUGAAAAUGUCAAUAAAAUGGUAUUUUAAACAGCCA
Messenger RNA from Danaus plexippus (monarch butterfly), 4386 nucleotides. It is a transcript of the gene Madm, whose product is annotated as nuclear receptor-binding protein homolog. The record is from RefSeq and is a predicted model, not a curated record. Gene Ontology annotation, molecular function: protein serine/threonine kinase activity; ATP binding. Gene Ontology annotation, biological process: protein phosphorylation; endoplasmic reticulum to Golgi vesicle-mediated transport; intracellular signal transduction. Gene Ontology annotation, cellular component: cytoplasm; endomembrane system. Lineage: Eukaryota; Metazoa; Arthropoda; Insecta; Lepidoptera; Nymphalidae.